AUGCAAAACACUCCUGAAAUUCAACGGUCCGCUGAUAGAAUCAGUGCCGGAGGUGACCUGAGCACAAGUGCAGACGCAACAUCUCCCGGAAAUGCACGCGUCCUGGACGAGCACGAUAUCGAGAUCAAACCCGCCAAAAGAUCACUGGCAAGCAACUAUAAAGGCUUCGUCGCAGGUGUGUUCUCAGGCAUCGCCAAAUUGUCGGUCGGUCAUCCCUUCGACACGAUAAAGGUCCGCCUACAGACUUCCGAAGUGGCGCAAUUCAAGGGACCGUUAGACUGCGUUAUGCAGACACUGAGAAAAGAGGGAGCCAGUGGAUUCUACAAGGGCGCCACACCACCUCUGCUAGGCUGGAUGGCCAUGGACUCGGUAAUGCUGGGGAGUCUCACACUAUACCGGAGGCUGCUCCACGAGUCUGUCUUCUCGAACCCUGCAUUCUGGCCUGGGAAAUCGGUGGCAGAGCUGGCCAGUCAACCAUUGCCUUCCUUUGGACAUGGAAUCGCCGGCAUGAUGGCCGGUUCAACUGUGUCUUUCAUUGCUGCUCCAGUUGAACACGUCAAGGCUAGAUUACAGAUCCAAUAUGCAGCGAAAAAGUCGGAGAGACUCUACAAAGGCCCGAUUGACUGCUGCCGUAAAAUUUUCAAAACCCAUGGUGUUCCGGGCCUGUACCACGGACUGUUUGCGACCCUGAUCUUUCGAUCUUUCUUUUUCUUCUGGUGGGGCAGUUAUGAUGUCUUCUCGCGUGCCUUCAAAGAACGCACCUCGCUCUCAACUCCCGCCAUCAAUUUCUGGGCUGGAGGGCUGUCAGCCCAAGUGUUCUGGCUCACUUCUUACCCCUCCGACGUGGUCAAACAGAGGAUCAUGACGGAUCCCUUAGGGGGUGGACUGAAAGAUGGCACCCCUCGCUUCAGACAUUGGAAGGACGCGGCGGUUACUGUGUACAGGGAGUCUGGGUGGAGGGGUUACUGGAGAGGGUUUCUGCCUUGUUUUCUACGUGCAUUUCCCGCGAAUGCAAUGGCGCUGGUGGCUUUUGAGGGUGUCAUGCGCUCGUUACCUGAUUGA
Molecule: messenger RNA, 1062 nt
Organism: Exophiala bonariae
Lineage: Eukaryota; Fungi; Ascomycota; Eurotiomycetes; Chaetothyriales; Herpotrichiellaceae
Exons: 1
Coding region: 1-1062 (353 amino acids)
Biological process (GO): mitochondrial L-ornithine transmembrane transport
Molecular function (GO): L-ornithine transmembrane transporter activity
Source: RefSeq, a predicted model, not a curated record